AUGAGCAACGCGGACGCGAAGAGUGGCGAUGGCAGGGCGAGCGACGGCGGUUGCGAUCGCGCGAUGAGCCGCGGCGGGAUGAGCUGCGACGGCGCGAUGAGCGUUGGCAAGGCGAGCAAUGGCCGCACCAUGACGGGCGGCAUGAUGAGUGGCGCGGCUACAACGACUCUUGGUGCAGUGGUCGCGAGCAGCGAUACGACGAGCCUUUGCGCGGCGAGCAAUGGCCGCACCAUGACGGGCGGCGAGACGAGCGGCGCGGCUGCAACGACUCUUGGUGCAGAGGUCGCGAGCAGCGAUGGCACGCUGAGCCACAAUGGCCCAUUGAGCAAUGGCGCGACGAGCCAUGGCGAGGCGAGCAACGGCCGCAUCAUGACAGGCGGCAUGACGAGCGGCGCGGCUACGACGAUCGGGGCAGCGGCGCCGCUGGGCGGUGAGCAUCUGGCGGCGCGAGAGCGCGCGGCUGGCGCCCGCGACGCCCAGGCAGCCCGCAGCGGCGCCGAUGAGCGCCGACUGCUUGAGGAUCGGCCCCCGCGCCUCUGCAAGUGCCGCCGUCCGCGGCGCCUGCCGGACCCGGUCGGCCAAGACCUGCUCGGCGUGGCGCCGGGCGACGUCGAGCCGCUCCUCGUGCGACAGGCCGCUCUCGUCGAACGCCGUCGACCGGUCGCCGAUGCGGCGCAGGGAACGUGA
Molecule: messenger RNA, 687 nt
Organism: Emiliania huxleyi CCMP1516
Lineage: Eukaryota; Haptophyta; Isochrysidales; Noelaerhabdaceae
Exons: 1
Coding region: 1-687 (228 amino acids)
Source: RefSeq, a predicted model, not a curated record